This is a messenger RNA of Centropristis striata (black sea bass), 1894 nucleotides long. It is a transcript of the gene ppm1ka, whose product is annotated as protein phosphatase, Mg2+/Mn2+ dependent 1Ka. Lineage: Eukaryota; Metazoa; Chordata; Actinopteri; Perciformes; Serranidae. The record is from RefSeq and is a predicted model, not a curated record. Gene Ontology annotation, molecular function: cation binding; protein serine/threonine phosphatase activity. Gene Ontology annotation, biological process: protein dephosphorylation. The coding region runs from base 184 to 1323 and encodes 379 amino acids. The transcript has 9 exons.
CCUCGAGCCGAGCCCCCCGCGAGCUCAGCAGCCACAGCGCAGGGGGCGACUGACGGCCGAAGGACACCUGUUGCCACGGAAACAGCACCGGCGGGAAAAAUCACCAAUUAAAGAAAACUGAAGAAGAAGAGGCCCCGCUGCCCAUCCAGGUGUUUCCUCCACAGCUGUUAGAGACACUCAGCCAUGUCGUCCACAGUUCUGCUCAACCUGCUACGAUGUGGUCGCUCGGCUAUCAGCAGGCAAACCUUCCUCACCCUACGCUCGUCGCCAGAAACAUCCACAACUUCUGGACAGGUGGGCGGGGCUUUGUUCGGAGUGGUGGGCGUGCGGCACGCUAGUGGUUCAGCUCGUUUCGACAGCGACGGCAGCGGCCGGCCGGUCACCUGGGACUCAUUCGGUAUCUGGGACAACAGGAUAGAAGAACCGAUACUGCUGCCAUCCAGCAUCAGAUAUGGAAAACCCAUUCCACAGGUCAGUCUGUCCCGGGUCGGCAGUGCGUCAGUUUUGGGUCUCAGGAAGCAAAACGAGGACCGUCUCCGUUUCGCCCGUAUCCACGACAACCUGCUGUACUUCGCUGUGUUUGACGGCCACGGCGGCCCGCACGCCGCCGACUACUGCUACACCUUCAUGGAGAAGUUCAUCAGAGACGCUCUGGAGGAGGAGGACGACCUGGAGAAAGUUUUAAAGAAAGCAUUUUUAGACGUUGACAAGGCGCUACACACACAUCUCAGCUACUUCAACAACCUCUCCUUCCUGACAGCCGGCACCACGGCAACGGUGGCGAUGCUCCGUGAUGGCGUGGAGCUGGUGGUGGCGAGUGCUGGCGACAGCCGGGCGAUGCUGUGCAGGAAGGGACGAGCACACAAGCUGACCAAAGAUCACACACCUGACCGCAAGGACGAGAGGCACAGGAUCCAGAGGUUCGGCGGCUCCGUGACGUGGAACAGCAUCGGCAUCGCCAACGUUAACGGGCGCCUCGCCAUGAGUCGCAGCAUCGGAGACUUCCACCUGAAGGCCAGCGGCGUCAUCGCGGAGCCGGACACGCGGCGACUCACCGUUCAUCACGCCAGCGACUCCUUCCUCGCUCUGACCACCGACGGCAUCAACUUCCUGCUGAGCGACCAGGAGAUCUGUGACGUCAUCAGCCAGUGUCACGACCCCACGGAGGCAGCGGACGUCAUCGCCGAGCAGGCGUUGCAGUACGGCUCGGAGGACAACGCCACCAUCAUCAUCGUCCCGCUGGGAGCCUGGGGGAAGAACCAGAGCUCCACCAACGUCUACAGCAUCAGCAGGAACCUGUCCUCCACCGGGAGAUGGGCGUAGAACACACACACAAACACACACACACACACACACACACACACACAGUCUACAAAAUGACGUUUUUUCACCGUUUUUAUCCCUAAAUUCCCUGUAAAUUCAUAUUCUCUGUGUAAUUAUGUCAUGAACCCCGUUAGAGAGUCACAGUAAGGCUCUAGAGAGUUUUGUGUAUAUAGAGUGUUUAUUAUAUAUUAAUGAGGUUUAAAUGUCUGCAGAUGAGACAUUUAACCACCCUCCUGUAUUUUUGUCACAUUGACAGCAGAUUGUGAAGUUUCUGACACAUUAAAAACCACAAAAUAAGUCAAAAAUUGAGAGAAAAUAUGAACAGAACUUUGUGUAUUCUGAGGUUUUCUGUUAUUACAGUGAAACUGUUUGAUCUAAAUCUUUGUGUAACGAGCCCGUCCAUGUGUCAGUGUUCUGACUUUAAGUGUUCCUGAACAACAAAUUGAAUCCUCUGACCUUUGACCUCCCUGUGGAGACACGUCUGUCUGCAGGGACGAAGAAUAAAGUUUGAUUUGUUGAACUUCACUUUGUCUCUUUUGCAGAUUUUGUCUUUAAAGUCAGGUGGAAUGUA